AUGGACUGUAAUAAUAACCAGUUAAAAUCUUCCUCCUCAUCAUCAGAGGAACAAAUUGACAUGAUGUUGAUGAUGAUGAUGCAACUCCCUGAAUUCUCUUCAUCCAACAACAACAACAACACCAAUGAAUUUCCACCGUCAGAUCAAGACUUCUAUAGUUCUUCCGUUAAUCCUAACAAUAACACACGUCCUCUUUCAGAUUUAAUCGAUAACCCUCCGAAUCCAUUCCCAUGGUCAUCAUCUUCAUCACUACCUUUACAAUCAACAAACAAUAUCUCUUUCACUACCAACAACCCUGCUACUCCAUUAUUCCUUCAACAACAACAACAAGCUCCACCGUUAAUGUUUUCGAAUUCGAACAACAACCACGCUGUAUCGAAUCCGAACCAUUACGGUGCAUCUGAGAAGAGAACCUCGAUGGCGGCGAUGCGAGAGAUGAUAUUCCGAAUAGCAGCGAUGCAACCGAUUUACAUAGACCCGGAAUCGGUAAAACCGCCAAAGAGAAGGAACGUGAAGAUCUCAAAGGAUCCUCAGAGUAUAGCAGCGAGACACCGAAGAGAAAGAAUAAGCGAGAAAAUAAGAAUACUCCAGAGAAUGGUACCUGGCGGAACGAAGAUGGAUACUGCAUCAAUGUUGGAUGAAGCUAUUCAUUAUGUUAAAUUUCUCAAGACACAGUUGAAGACAUUGCAGGAACAUGCCAACAAUAACAGGACAGUUGCUGGUUCUGGGAUAGGGUUCCCUGUUUCAUUCCCUAAGCCUCAUCAGGCUCGUAAUGUUGAUCAUUAUGGUGAUUAA
Messenger RNA from Lathyrus sativus (Indian pea), 795 nucleotides. Lineage: Eukaryota; Viridiplantae; Streptophyta; Magnoliopsida; Fabales; Fabaceae. The record is from the annotation of a GenBank genome assembly.